This is a messenger RNA of Tigriopus californicus, 1342 nucleotides long. RefSeq names its product buccalin-like. The transcript is spliced from 7 exons. Bases 140 to 1138 code for a protein of 332 amino acids. Lineage: Eukaryota; Metazoa; Arthropoda; Copepoda; Harpacticoida; Harpacticidae. The record is from RefSeq and is a predicted model, not a curated record.
GAACACGUAAGGUAAGAGACAUAUAUAAAGCAAAUAUCUUCACGUAUCCGUUUUACUUCCCUGUAGUUUUGGCUGGAGCUGUGCACCCAAAAGUUGGAUUGUUCAACACAUUGCGAAUUCUUUGCUUCUAAGAUUGGCCAUGCUCAAAGAUGACCAUGCCAUUUUGACCACAAGUCGUGUAGUCUUCGUGAUAUUAAUACUAUUUCUCGAGAGUAUUACCGUGGAUUCAAGUGGUUAUAUCCCAAACAAUGAAAUUUAUGGCUCCUUCCCAAUGGAUAUUUCAUUGGGCGAUAAUGAAAUUCAAGAUGAGAUUGAAUUAGCCAAAAGAGGUUGGAACAAUUUCAAUGCCGGAUAUGGGAAACGUGGAUGGAAUAACUUCAACGGUGGAUCGGCGAAACGGGCUGCGGGAUUAGACGGAAGCCAUGAGCUCAGCAACGAUAUUUUGGCUCAUGAACUUGGAUCAAACUAUGGAAAGCGAGCUUGGAACAGUGGCUUCGCUGGAGGAAUGGGCAAACGUGCUUGGAACUCUGGAUUUCAAGGAGGCAUGGGGAAGAGAGCGUGGAACUCCGGAUUUGUGGGUGGCAUUGGAAAGCGAUAUUCUCCCUUAUCCAUUGACGACAAAUCCUCAAUUAUUGACUUUAACAAAAGGGCAUGGAAUUCUGGAUUCGCCGGUGGAUUGGGAAAAAGGGCUUGGAAUUCUGGAUUUGCGGGAGGAAUGGGUAAACGAGAAUGGAAUUCUGGUUUCUCCGGAUCCUUAGGAAAGCGCGCUCUUGAAACCUUUCAAGAUGCCGGAGAAGGUGGAGAGCAAGACCAAAGGAAUCCAUCAAAACGGAAUUGGUCAUCAUUGGGAAUUCGAGGGGCGUGGGGAAAACGAUCGAUUACCCCAACCCAAAACUACGUUGUCAUUUCCCCUUCAAACUUCCGAGCCUUGCAAGACAAAACAGAAAAGCGUACAUAUGGUUGGUUGGCUUUACGUGGACUAUGGGGGAAACGCGCCAUGCCGACAACUUCGGCGGUCAAUUCCAUCUGCUUAAACCAUGCAAUCAGAUUUCCAUUCAAAUGCGAGAGAUAUUCUCGAGACAUUCCCAAAAUCUCGGUCGAAGAGGUGGAUCGACUCACAAAUGGAAUGAUAAAGUAAAACAUGAAGGUGGGUAUCCAAAAACCAAGAUCUCGAUUAUGUUCUAAUGAUUUGUAUUAGCAGCUCUGACUAAAAGAAAUCAAUUCCAGCGCACUAUGGACUAAUGUAUGAAAAUGGUCUCUCUACCAACCAUUUCAAUUUACUAUCACUGCUACUCUGUAAAAUCCAUUUGACUACAAAAAGUGCUUACCAAUACAAUUAUCG